CGUGACUUCUUUCAGGCAAAACAUACUUGAGGUAAAUACACCUACCCUCAGCCAUGAACUUGAAUGUUCUCAAGCUGAUUCUUCUAUUUGUGAUGAUAUGUGCGACGCUCGUGUCGGGACUCGCUCCUCUAAAGGUCCUGCGCUACCUCCGUUACAGCGCCGCUCAUGCGUCUUCCUCGAAACAGCACAGGAACGUCUCAUUGAUUCUUUGCCUACUCACAUGUUUUUCGGGAGGCGUUUUCCUGGCUACGUGUUUUCUUCAUCUCUUUCCGGAGCUCGCAGAAAACGUGCGACACCUCGAUGAGUCAUACGGCUUUCACAUCGAGUAUCCUAUCGCUGAGUUGCUGAGCUGUGCUGGUUUCUUCCUUCUUUUCUUUCUUGAGGAGGUGGUCAUCAUGGCCAUUCCAUCGCUUGCCCACUCACAUUCUCAUGGUGAACACGGUCACGGAUAUCUAAUGGGUGAGAGCUCCCCCACGAUGAAGAGGGAAGUAAGCGGUUGCUGCAUGACGGGCAAUCACAUUUCAACGCAGACUUCGAGAGAAGCGAACGAUCUUUCCGCGGAAGCUACGUCAGUGCUGAUCAAAGAGAAUGAUAAAGAAGCCUCGAUCACUGGAGAAGAAGGUGCUGGCCAUUGCCAGAAGCACUGCCCAUUGACGGUCCACCGAGUAAGACGCAAUUCGGAUUCUCGCGAGCCGCAAUGCAAAGCCGCAAACGAGGUCUUCACAACGCUUGUUUUUGCUGAACCGGAGCGAUGUGAAACUAACUGCGAGAAAAUAAACGAGGAUCCACCGAUUUUGAUGAAGUCCUCUCCUCAUGCACAUUCUCAUGGCGUACGCUCAAUAACGUUCGUUCUUGCUCUGUCAAUCCAUUCAGUCAUUGAAGGCAUUGCAUUAGGAGUGGGGAAUAACGCUUCCGAAACAACAGCAUUGUUUUUGUCGCUACUCGUUCAUAAAGUGAUCGUGGCUUUCUCUGUCGGGUUGCAGUUAGCUCGUACUCACGCUCAUCAGUUGCAGUGGGUUGUUGCUUCGGUGUUUACCUUUGCUUUAAUGUCACCGAUAGGGGCCAUCGUUGGGAUGCUUGUUCAGUCAGCAGCUGCAAAUAGCUUUGGGAAGGAUGUUACCAUCACUGUGCUUCAGGGUCUGGCUGUCGGUACUUUCCUCUAUGUGACCUUUUUCGAGGUGCUCCUUCAUGAACGUGACAACGAACAUCCUAACUUGCUGAAGCUGCUUGUGAUGCUUGUGGGCUUCUCGCUGAUAGGACUCCUCCGCCUUUUCUGUGCUUCGAUGCACUCUCAUACAAAAAAGUAUCACCUCAACGCUCAUCUCAAUCACUUCCAGUGUCCGAGUACUACCAUACCUAAGCAGAAAAACCAGUCGAGUAGAGAUUAA
Cylicocyclus nassatus is the source of this 1388-nucleotide messenger RNA. Lineage: Eukaryota; Metazoa; Nematoda; Chromadorea; Rhabditida; Strongylidae. The record is from the annotation of a GenBank genome assembly.